CAUCAGCCUUCCAGCCUAAUGCUGCUGCGGUGAUGUUUAUUUAAGAGGAUUGGUGGCCAGAAAUAAGCCACAGUGUCUAAUCAGACACAGGCCCUGCCUGGGCACCCUGCCACAACAUUUAUUGCGUGUGCAUUUCUCAUAAGCAAAAUGGCUACGUACUGAGGAGGAUGGAAGGGAAGUCUGGAAGGAAUUACGGUGCAAACUGCAGUUCUUAACUUUCUGAGGAGGAUUUAAGUGUAUGUAAAUAUACCGAAAUGAAUGAGGCUGUGUGACUGUGAGUUCCUGAAAGCCAAAUGGGGAAUGUCUGUGGAUGCGUAAGGGCUGAAAAGGAAGAACAGUGUUUAGAUCCUGCCAAAGCUCCCUUAAGUCCAGCUAAACAUUCCCCUGGAAGAAAAUAUUUCAGAAGAAAAUCAAGAAAGAAAUCAGCUGACGAGAGACCAGAUUCCUUACCAGCUAAAGAAAAUGAAGAAAAAAGCCAAUAUGAAGUGGGAAUUUCAGAAAACAUCGAAGUUCUCCCGAAGGGUAUGGAAUUGGCUUGUUCCUCCCUACAGAGUGUAACAGUGGAUGGUGAUGCUCUGCCCAGGAGUACAGACCUUUCGGCUGAUCUUGUUAAAGCAGAAGUUUUACUGAGUGAAGCCAACAGUGAUUCUCGCUGUCGGGACAGUUUUCCCGGUGAUAAGCAAAGGCUCACCGAGUCUGCUGAAACAGAGGCAUGGUUAAAUGAACAAGAUAACAGGAGUUCAGAGAAAAUCUAUACGUGGAAGAGGAAAUAUUCAGAUGAAUACAACACAAGAGAAUUAGCAUUUCAGACGAGAGCAAGUGGUCUUUGUUAUGGAAAAGCUGCUAGCUUGGAUUCUGCUGUCCACCUUUUAGGGAAACAACACAAAGAAACUGGAUUAAACAAAACUUAUGGCAGAGUUGUUGAAGACUCUUUAGAAAGCAAUAAAUCUGAAAAGUUGCAUCAGUUGCUUUCUAAGAGAAAAAGUUAUCCACCGCUUGAACAAAAGGGAUUUUAUUCUUCUGAUGAUGUGUUUUCCCAUUUGUCAAAUGAAAAAGCAGUCUAUAGCAUUCCACCAAACAGGAGCAAGUCCAGAUGAGGCCUCACCAAGCUGAGUGAAGGGAGACAAUCACCUACCUCUACUGGCCGAACUCUUUCCGGGAUAACACUGGCCUUCUUGACUUCAAGGGCACACUGCUGGCUCACGUCCAACCUGUUGUCCACAGGGACGCUCAGGUCCUGCUCUGCAGAGCUCCUUUUUAGCAGAUCAGCCUCCAGCCUGUCCUGGUGCAUGGGGUUAUUCCUCCUCAGAUGCAGAACACUGCAAAUGCCUUUGUUGAAUUUCAAGAGGUUCCACUUUGCACAUCUCUCUAGCCAGUUGAAAUCCUUCUGAAUGGCAGCAAGUAGCUGUAGAGUAUCAGCUUUUACUCCCACUUCGAAUCAUCAGCAAACUUGCUGAGAGUUCCUUGCAAGUCCCUUCAUCCGAAUAAUGAUGAAUAAGUUAAACAAUACUGGACCCAGUACUGACCCCGGGGACACUGCUAACUAUAGUCCUCCCGAUUGGCUGUGCAACUCAUCACACUGAGAUCCGCUAUUCAGACUGUUGUUAAUCCACCUCACCAUCCACUUUUCCAAUGCACACUUCUUGAGCUAUGAGGAUAUCAUGGAAGAUAGUGUCAAAGCCCUUGCUGAAGUCCUAGUAGACAACAUUCACUGCUCUUCCUUCAUCCAUCCAGCCAGUUGUUCCAUCACUGAAGGCAAUCAGAUUGGUUAAGCAUACACUUUGGAUGAGGAUGGUGUAUCCAUGCUGACUACUGAUCCCUUUCUUAUCUUCCAUGUAAGAUGGCCUUCAGAAGGAGCCGAUCAUAUAAUCAUAGAAUGGUGUGGGCUGAAAAGGACCACAGUGAU
Centrocercus urophasianus (Greater sage-grouse) is the source of this 1906-nucleotide messenger RNA. RefSeq lists its product as uncharacterized. NCBI's taxonomy places the organism in Eukaryota, Metazoa, Chordata, Aves, Galliformes, Phasianidae. The record is from RefSeq and is a predicted model, not a curated record. The coding region runs from base 294 to 1097 and encodes 267 amino acids. The transcript is spliced from 2 exons.